GAAUUACCUGACAAGUGAAACCUUCGUUGUUAAGUGAAAUCUUCCUGCAAACAAUGGGAGGAGUUGAAAGUGAUAAUUACCUUCGGGAUAUAAGAAUAACUGCACAAUCGAUAUGCAAGAGAAUUAUCGAGGAAUGCUCGGAAGGUGUCAUCACGCCGGGAUCUGUCAUUGAGUUUUCAACGUUUGUUAAGCACGAGCUAAAGGCAGAUUGGUUCCAAAAAGGAGAACAUAUCAAGCUGUACCGUAUCAUCUUUGGUACAGCGUUCACCAUUUUAAAAGAAUCAAUGAAAAAUGAGGAUGAAUUUAAUCGACAUGCCUUUGAUUUCUCUUUGCAGAUAAUCAACCAUAUUUUUGAAAAUUUAAAAUCUGAAGAUGUAGAACAAUUAUGUCUAUUUUUGUGGUCCAUCAAUAGUAGAUGUCUUAUAGUUGGUGAUACCAAAAUCAGUAAUGCGGUUGACUUGGAAAGAAUUGCAACAUUUGAGGCAAACUUUGUUCGAUUUAUGCUUUCCAAUGCAUCGAAUAGGAAAGAUUUGUUCUCUAAGGAACAUCAGGGAGAACUUGCAUUUAUGAUAACAUUUUUCAUGUCCAAGUUUUGUUCACAGAAAGUCGACGUCCUGAUCAGGCUUUCCUUGGGAAACACAUUAUUUGAACUUGUAAAACCGUGGGAUGAAUCGGUGAAAACAAUGACAUCGUUUCUUCCCGGGAUUUGUUGUCGUAUGACUAAACUUGCUUGUGCGGACCUGAAUACGGCAGUCGUAGAUAUGGCACUGAAGAUUUUUGGCUGUAUUGUGUCAACUUGCUUGAACGAUUCUGCUGUUCAGAAGCAGGGAAAAUUGGAAAAUCCAGCAACUGUUGGAAGCAAUCCAGGAAAUUCCGAAGCUGUUUUUAAGAAGAAAGUUGCUUAUAUUAAAGAUUGGGACGAGAAUUUGAAAUUUCUGCUGAGACGGAUGUGUUCUAGACUCGUCCGACAUCAGGAUCAUCGUGUUCGGUUUGCUUUGAUUGUUCUUUUGCAUGAUAUCUACAGACAUUGUGUUACAAGUCUUGCUUCCUCAAUUGAAAAUAUUCUGAUUGAUACUGUUCUACUGUUGUUGAGUGAUCCAUACGAAAAAAUUGCUGAAUUUUCGAAAGAGGUUAAAGAACAUUUGAUGCAUGCACUAAAAGAAAGUUUUAUCAAUCGUUUAAGGGAGCGGUUAUAUUCGUUGUCUACUACUAUACCUACGGAAGCCAUUGUUAGCGGCGAUGUUGAAGGGUGUUUAAAACAGUUACUGGGAGUACUGUUUUCAAUGAAUUCUGAUUGCGACGAUCUUUUAUUAGGUGCAAAAUUGCCUGAACAGUUAACGUUCGCACUAUCAUCUACACUUCGAUUGAAUGCUAAGCGAUUACGUUUGAGUCGUGAAGUCACCGACAAAAACGAUGUUUUAGACGUAAUAGACGAUUUGCCUCUUCUACACAAUGUCGAAAAGAAAACAGUCAGUCAGAUCGCUGUGCUGUUAGCUACAAGUAAACAGUCUUAUGCAAGUUAUUUUCUGGUUCUCUUAGAUUGUAUAUCUGCAAAUAUUGGUCAUACGAAGGAAUUGGAAAAGUUGACAGGCAGUUAUCAUUUUGCUGUAUAUUUAUUAAGAGCAGCUUGUGCACAAACUACUAAGCCAGUUCAAAAAUUUAUUGAUGCUUUACAAGUACUAGUCGAACAAGCUGUUAAACUGCUAGAAAUAACCGACAUACAUCAUCCACCACGAGAUGAUGUCAUUGAAGAUGAUAAUGAUGAGCAAGGUACUGGGAGUUGUCUGGUCACCAUUUUAUUAUCAUUUUGUGCUGCUGCUUUCACAUGUACUCCUUCUAUCUUUCUAUGCCAAAAGUUAAUGAAUGAAACUUUGUUCGAAAUAUUUAAGUGGACGAAAUCGUCGUACCUAAUUUGUGCAGAAAGUGCUGAACAAGCUUUAAAAGCUGCCGCUUUGGCAGUAGGAGAAGCUAACAUAUCCUCUCUUUGUGUUACUUACGGGAAAUAUCUCUUACCAAAGGUAGCAGUUCGUUCAAGAGCUUACAGUAGCAAUCUUCGCACACCUUGUGUAUUGUCCUCACUGCUCGAUCAUUGCAAGGAUCCUGAAUUGUUUGAGAUCACCAAUCACGUUGUUCAAGAACUUCUGCUCGCAGUUGACUUAGGAUCGCAAGAAUGGUUAAUUUUGAUUCUCAGGGCCAUGCUUAGUUUUGAAGUAGCUAUUGGGAAAUGGUUCUUUGAUGUCAGGCCUCAAGAAAUUGAGUAUAGUGGGGAUGAUCCAGAUAAGAAAGCUCCAAAGCCUAACUUUGUUGAAUCUGUAAACAAUGUUUUGAAGAGAACGAAACAUCUUCUCUUUUCUUCUCACGUACCAGUUCGCUUGUUAGUUUUGGAAAUCUUGGGUCUAUGUCUAAAAAAUUUGCAACAUUUCCCGGACGAUUAUCUGCCGAUGAUUCAUCAAAAUUGGUCAGCAGUUUUGGACUGUCUCGAAGAUAAAAACCUGAAUGUACGACUGGGUGGAUUUAAGAUUGUUGUAACGAUGUGUGAACUUUCUGGCAGUUUCUGUUAUCGUCGUUUUAUUCCUCAAGUAUGGCCAUCAGUUCGUAAAUUCAUGCUUAAGCAAAGUGCUAUAAGUUCUAAUGCCCAACGAGCUUAUUUUCAUUCAGCUGCUUAUAAAUUUCAACAAACUGUUUUGGAAAAAUUGGACACUGUUUUUUGUUCCAUCGAAGCGCGUAGUACAGAUUGGAGAAGUGCCAUAGAAAUGGCCAGAGCAUAUUGCGAUGUUUCACAGCCUGAAAUUUUACAAAAUACAUCAAAAAAUUUGCUUUCUGUGUGUGAAACGAAAUUAAAAGAAACCGAUGAUGAUGAGUCGGAAAAUGUGAUCAAUCGAGUUUUAGCACAAUGACUUGAUUGCACUUAUAUAUUAAUUAUUGUUUGCAUUGCACUUUUAUAUAUCUCUUUCGCUUAAUAUUCCUUUCUUCUCUGUAUUUAAUGCUGUUGUUUGGUGC
This is a messenger RNA of Loa loa (African eye worm), 3000 nucleotides long. RefSeq lists its product as hypothetical. Gene Ontology annotation, cellular component: cytoplasm. The record is from RefSeq and is a predicted model, not a curated record. Bases 54 to 2897 code for a protein of 947 amino acids. Gene Ontology annotation, biological process: chromatin remodeling. The transcript is spliced from 18 exons. NCBI's taxonomy places the organism in Eukaryota, Metazoa, Nematoda, Chromadorea, Rhabditida, Onchocercidae.